AUCAAACGGGCAGUCUACAUUACAGUACAGAGAGAAAGCCAGAAGCCAUUCUCUGUGUGUGUGUGAGAUUGAGAGAGAGAGAGAGAGAUGGAGGGCAAAGAGGAAGAUGUGAGAUUGGGAGCGAACAGGUUCGCGGAGAAGCAACCACUCGGGACGGCAGCGCAGAGCCAAGACAAGGACUACAUUGAGCCACCGUCGGCGCCGCUGUUCGAGUCCGGCGAGCUGUGUUCAUGGUCGUUUUAUCGAGCUGGGAUCGCCGAGUUCAUGGCUACUUUUCUCUUCCUGUACAUCACUGUCUUGACGGUGAUGGGUGUUGCUAAGUCAGAUUCCAAAUGUUCGACGGUUGGGAUUCAAGGAAUUGCUUGGGCCUUCGGUGGCAUGAUCUUCGCCCUCGUCUAUUGCACUGCGGGCAUUUCAGGAGGGCAUAUUAAUCCGGCUGUGACAUUUGGACUCUUGCUGGCGAGGAAGCUGUCGUUGACAAGAGCAGUGUUCUACAUGGUGAUGCAAUGCCUGGGAGCCAUAUGUGGUGCUGGUGUUGUGAAGGGGUUUCAGAAGUCCCAAUACGAGAUUUUGGGUGGUGGUGCCAACUUUGUCGCACAUGGUUACACCAAAGGCUCUGGUCUUGGUGCUGAGAUCGUCGGAACCUUUGUUCUCGUUUACACCGUCUUCUCCGCCACCGAUGCGAAGCGCAGCGCCAGAGACUCCCAUGUCCCUAUAUUGGCGCCACUUCCUAUUGGGUUCGCCGUGUUCUUGGUGCACUUGGCGACGAUUCCGAUCACCGGUACCGGGAUUAACCCAGCUCGGAGUCUUGGUGCGGCUAUCAUAUUCAACAAGGACCGAGGUUGGGAUGACCAUUGGAUUUUCUGGGUUGGACCAUUCAUUGGGGCAGCACUUGCAGCACUAUACCACCAGGUGGUGAUCAGGGCAAUUCCUUUCAAGAAGUGAUGUGUUUUGGCUUUUAUUUAAUAUAUGGCUGGCUAGCCAUCAAGUCUCAAGCAUGGGGUGGUCUGUCCAUCAUGUUCUUUGUUUGCUUCUGUACUUUGUACGUAAGACUCGUAGUAGUGGAUGUACGGCAUGGUCUGAAGGACUUUGAUUUUUAAUCAAGUCUAAUAGGGGGCAUGCUUGUGGGUCCUACUAAAGUAAGUGGGGGACUUUUGUAUCAUUGCGUGUUCUUUUCUUUUAAUAAUCACAUUCCGACCAAACGUGCUCUGUUCAGUUGUUUUCAUAUCAGUAAUGGAGUGUAGGGCUC
Messenger RNA from Ilex paraguariensis (yerba mate), 1249 nucleotides. The record is from the annotation of a GenBank genome assembly. NCBI's taxonomy places the organism in Eukaryota, Viridiplantae, Streptophyta, Magnoliopsida, Aquifoliales, Aquifoliaceae.